Oncorhynchus keta (chum salmon) is the source of this 8941-nucleotide messenger RNA. RefSeq names its product protein scribble homolog. NCBI's taxonomy places the organism in Eukaryota, Metazoa, Chordata, Actinopteri, Salmoniformes, Salmonidae. The record is from RefSeq and is a predicted model, not a curated record. Gene Ontology annotation, molecular function: protein binding. Gene Ontology annotation, biological process: neurotransmitter receptor transport, endosome to postsynaptic membrane; neurotransmitter receptor transport postsynaptic membrane to endosome. Gene Ontology annotation, cellular component: postsynaptic membrane; postsynaptic density; adherens junction.
AAGGUCGUGGUUAGCACUCCCCACCACAUUUUUACAACAGCACCACACACCCGGCCGGAGAGUGAGGAAACUCCCCAGCGGAGUUUUUAACUACAGAGGUUUUCUUCAGACCGGUAUUUGGUCAAAUAGCUUAUGUUUGUUCGCUAAAUGAAGACCGAGACAAAAGCCCGAAGACCCACACAGGUUGCCCGCAUCCCCCCAGACUCCUGCGUGGCCCUCCAGACGAGCGCAGGUUGCCACAAAGCGGCGGUACCUCCGGUUUAGUGAACAUAAUCCUGUUGCUGAUAUUGUGGUUUCAACAUUUUGUUGGUUUAAACGCUUCAUAUGACUUCUGGUUGUAAUUUUCAGUGCAACUAGUUAGUGAAAGACUGCCAAUUGUCGGUUUUGAAUUCCUAAGGUCGUUUAUAUUGCAGUUUGUUUCCGUAGCCUAAAGAGGCACGAGAGAUCACAAAGGUGGCUAAUGUUAGCGACUAGCUCGCGACACAAACGAGUUCCAUCUCCGUACGUACCUUCGAGAGGUCGUUCGGUGUGCUUACACGGGACUACUCGCAUUAAGCAGCAGAACACACAUUCGUAACGGGGAACCAAUUACUAUUUGCCUAGUUAGUUGGCGAUCUUGCUGGACAGGCCAGCUUCCUUGUAUCAAAUAACAAAUGGGCUAGUGUUAGCUAACGCUGACUGGGCUGCUUUAAUAUUGUCGCACAAGUAAGGAAAUUAAAACGUUCAUUUAAUUUAGUAGUUUGUAUUUUUAGAUUAUCAAUAUGAUGGCAUUUUAAUGAAAAUGGACUAAGUUAACAAUCAAGGAAGAUAACUUUAGCUAUUAUUUGUAUGUAUCAAUAACAUUUUAGUUUGAUUUGAGUCGCUGAGAGCCAACGAAAAGGACUGGAGUUGGGAUAUCAAUUGACGAUCGGAAUUAAUUCUGUCCCUGGUUUUAACCGGAUUUUUGGCCUCUGGAUCGACGUGGGAGCAGCGGAAUUUCGACGUCCACUCUUAUCUGUCACUGUCGAUAUUUUUUCCUCUCCCUCCUCCCCCACAACCGUUCCCCGUUUCUCUCUCCGAUGCGGAUUGUUGAGUAGCACCGGCAACCAAAUCAAUACGGCAGCCGGACAUGCUGAAGUGUAUCCCUUUGUGGCGCUGUAACCGCCACGUCGAGUCGGUGGACAAGCGACAUUGCAAUUUGCAAAAUGUCCCUGACGAGAUAUUCCGUUACAGCCGCAGUCUGGAAGAGCUUCUCCUCGACGCCAACCAACUCAGAGAUUUACCCAAGCCUUUCUUUAGACUUCUGAACCUGAGGAAGCUGGGCCUGAGUGACAAUGAGAUCCAGAGGCUCCCUCCUGAGGUGGCCAACUUCAUGCAGCUGGUGGAGCUCGACAUCUCCAGAAACGACAUUCCUGAGAUCCCCGAGAGCAUUAAGUUCUGCAAGGCGUUGGAGAUUGCAGACUUCAGUGGAAACCCCCUCUCCAGGUUGCCUGAUGGUUUCACUCAGCUGCGAGGGCUCGCCCACCUGGCCCUAAACGACGUGUCACUGCAGACACUGCCCAAUGACAUAGGAAACCUGGCCAACCUGGUGACGCUGGAGCUCAGGGAGAACCUGCUCAAGUCCCUGCCCACGUCGCUCUCUUUUCUGGUGAAACUGGAACAGCUGGACCUGGGCAGCAAUGAACUGGAAGUGUUGCCAGACACACUUGGUGCUCUCCCUAAGCUACGGGAGCUGUGGUUGGACCGUAACCAGCUCUCCUCAUUGCCACCAGAGCUGGGGAACCUGCGGAGACUGGUGUGUCUAGACAUGUCAGAGAACCGCCUGGAGGAGUUGCCCUCGGAGCUGAGCGGCUUGCUGGCCCUCACUGACCUGCUGCUCACACAAAACCUCCUGGAGGUGGUCCCUGACAGCAUUGGCUCUCUGAAGCAGCUGUCCAUCUUGAAAGUGGACCAGAACCGACUGACCCACCUGAGCGACUCCAUAGGGGAGUGUGAGAACCUGACGGAACUUGUGCUGACCGAGAAUCUCUUACAGACUCUGCCUCGCUCGCUGGGCAAGCUGAAGAAGCUGACCAAUCUGAAUGCGGACCGCAACCGGCUGGGCGGCGUACCCGAUGAGCUGGGCGGCUGCGCCAGUCUCAACGUGCUCUCCCUCAGGGACAACCGUGUGGCCAAGCUGCCUGCCCAGCUGGCCGACGCCACCGAGCUCCACGUGCUAGACGUGGCAGGGAACAGGUUACAGAACCUCCCGUUUGCCCUGGCCAACCUCAACCUGAAGGCCAUGUGGCUGGCAGAGAACCAGUCCCAGCCCAUGCUCAAGUUCCAGACGGAGGAUGAGGAGAGCACCGGGGAGAAGGUGCUCACCUGCUACCUGCUACCCCAGCAGCCUUCCUCUAGCCUGGAGAACCUGCUCCAGAACAGUGUGGAUGACAGCUGGACAGACAGCAACCUGAACCGCGUGUCUGUCAUCCAGUUCCAGGAGGAGACCACCAAGCAGGAGGCGGAGGAUGACGAGGCGGCCGCGGAGCGCAGGGGUCUCCAGCGGCGGGCGACACCACACCACAGUGAGCUGAAGGUGAUGAAGAAAGGGAUUGAGGAGAGGAGGAACGAGGCCUACACUUCCAGAGCGGAUGGAGAGACGGAGUCCCCUGGUGCUGAGGAGAAGCGGCUGAGCGAUCUGUCCAAUCAGAGCCACGACUCUGCGGCGUCCAACAGCACGGCCUCGGCCAACUCCCACGAAGAGAGGCGGGGCCUGAUGACCACAGACCUGGUGGGUGGGCGUGGGCCCCAGGAGGUGGAGGUGCUAGAUGAGAUGGAGGUGGAGUACGUAGAGCCCACGGUGCACUUUGCAGAGGAGCCCAUGUACCGGGGUGGGGACGAGAAUGGUGACGACGAUGAGGAGGGCGAGGAUGUGGUCCCACACAGCUACGAAGAGGAACAACAGAGGCCCCAGUUCCCUACGGAGAAGCAGCGUCUGAUCAGGAAGGACACGCCGCACUACAAGAAGCACUUCAAGAUCACCAAGCUGCCAAAACCCGAGGCGGUGGCCGCGUUACUGCAGGGCUUCAGCCCCGAUGCUCACCUGGCCCAACACCCAGCCUCGCACCACACUGCCCCCGAGGAGGAGGAGGAGGAAGAAGAAGAGGAGGAGGAAGAGGAGGAAGGGGAGGAGUGUAUGGUAACUCCACAGCGCCACAACAGGAUAGAAGAGCCAGAGCUGGAGGAUAGGAGUCUGCUUCAUGCCAACUCCUCCCUGCAGCCGGUCAAGGGGGUGUCAUUUGAUCAAGUCAAUAAUCUGCUGAUUGAGCCUGCUCGAAUUGAGGAGGAAGAGCACAACCUGACCAUUCUACGGCAAACUGGGGGUCUGGGCAUCAGCAUAGCCGGAGGAAAGGGAUCCACACCCUACAAGGGGGAUGAUGAGGGCAUUUUCAUCUCCAGGGUGUCUGAGGACGGACCUGCAGCUCGGGCUGGGGUCAAAGUGGGAGACAAACUUCUCGAGGUGAACGGCGUGGCCCUCCAGGGUGCUGAGCACCACACGGCGGUGGAAGCCCUGCGCAGCUCGGGUACCGCCGUCUCCAUGAGCGUCAUCCGGGAGCACAUGGUGGAGCCGGAGAACGCCAUCACCACCACGCCGCUGAGGCCCGAGGACGACUACUUUCCCCGGGAGAGACGGGCCAGCGGGCUGCCCUUCUGCAUGGAGGCCAGCUCCCCCGCAGGCCCCCGACACAGGCGGUCUACCUGCCUGGUCCGCAACGACAAGGGCCUGGGCUUCAGCAUCGCCGGGGGCAAGGGUUCCACAGCCUACCGCACGGGGGACUUGGGGAUCUACAUCUCCCGAAUCGCAGAGGGAGGGGCGGCCCACCGAGACAGCACGCUCCGCGUCGGGGACAGGGUCAUCACUAUCAAUGGUGUAGACAUGACAGAGGCCAGGCAUGACCAGGCAGUAGCGCUGCUUACCGGCACCUCCCCCACCAUCGCCCUCCUGGUGGAGCGCGACCAGGCCGAGCCGGGCACCGCAGGGGGCUCCCCGGGCCUGUCCCGCGCCCGCGCCCACUCCCCCCCGCCCCCAGAGCCCUCCGACUCGCCCGAUCAGGAGGAGGGCAACGACGACUCGCCCCACGGGACCCACCUGAGCCGGCCGCUGCAGGACGAGUACCCCAUCGAGGAAGUGAUGUUGGUGAAGGCGGGCGGCCCUCUGGGACUGAGCAUCGUGGGUGGCAGCGACCAUGCCAGUCACCCGUUCGGCGUCAGCGAGCCUGGUGUCUUCAUCUCGAAGGUGAUCCCACAUGGCUUGGCGUGUCAGAGUGGGCUGCGGGUCGGGGACAGGAUACUGGAGGUGAACACCAUCGACCUGCGCCACGCCACCCACCAGGAGGCUGUUAAAGCCCUGCUCUCUAACAAACAGGAGAUCCGCAUGCUGGUGCGCAGGGACCCCUCACCGCCGGGGAUGCAGGAGAUAGUGAUCCAGAAGCAGACUGGAGAGAAGCUGGGCAUCAGCAUACGUGGCGGUGCCAAAGGCCACGCUGGCAACCCUUUCGACGCCACCGAUGAGGGCAUCUUCAUAUCCAAGGUGAGCUCCAGUGGUGCAGCGGCCAGAGACGGCCGUCUGCUGGUGGGCAUGCGGAUCCUGGAGGUGAGCAACCACAGCCUGCUGGGCAUGACCCACACGGAGGCCGUGCGCGUGCUCCGCGCCGUGGGAGACACCCUGUUCAUGCUGGUGUGUGACGGCUUCGACCCAGGCAACGCUGCCGCCAUAGAGGCGUCGCCGGGCAUCAUUGCCAACCCGUUUGCGGCGGGCAUCGUGCGUAAGAACAGCAUGGAGAGCAUCUCCUCUAUAGACCGAGACCUGAGUCCCGAGGAGAUGGACAUCCUACAGAAGGAGGUGGAGAUGGCGCGAGAGACGUCCCAGUGGGAGAGAGAAGAGGUGGAGCGUAUGCGCUUGGAGCGUGAGGAGGCUACUCGCCUGCUAGAAGAGGAGACCGAGAACCUGGGCACUGGACCUCUGAAUCUGGACUACCGGACGCUGGCUGCACUGCCCACCACCGCUCUGCAGAAGGUCAACAGGUUCGCUCCCUCUGUCUGUGUGACUGCCUUCAUGGAGGCCCCCCUACAGACCCAAUGUUCUGCCCCCUUAGAGCCCCUGGGCUUUGGCCUGGGGCAGCCCUCCACCUCCCUCUACCACGUGGACCCCCAUGCUCUGCCUCAGUCCUGCCCCACUAUGAUCACAGAGGCCGAGCACCUCUACAUGUCCCAGCACUCUCCCAGUCCUGCCAUCACCUCCUUCAAUCAAGAAGCAGCUAGACAGGAAGCCCCGCCUACCGGUGAAGAUGAAGAGGAGGAGAUUCUGGUGGACUCCCAGCCAAUUAACUUCAGCGAGAACCCCUUCCUGGUGGCCAAUCGCAAGGGAAAGGGCCGCCCCCCCUCGGAGUGUAUCCUAUCAGGGCCUCCCAUGGGCUACGGGAGCGGCGGCAAGUUGCAGCCCUGGUUGUUCAGCAAGGCACCCUCCACUGAGCACCCCAGGACAGACAGUCCCAUUAGAGAUGCCCCCUACUCGCCUAGCACACAACCGCCCAGUGCUCAUUCCUCCACCAGUUCCCUGUGUGCAGGCAGGGAGACCCGCUUCGCAAGCAUUCAUUUCCCCCCCACUGCACUGCCUGCCAAGAAUAACUCGCCAUUGAGUCCCUAUGAGACGAGGCCGGGUUCCAUCCAGCCACUCUCUCGUGGUGGCGGGCGACCAAGCACCUCGCCAGGCACUCCGGACGGGCACAGCAGAGACGGGCACAGCAGUCCCAACCCCUUCCAGCAUGGCCCCUCUCCCAUCAACUCCCAGACCUCUGACCUGUAUGGCCAGAGGAACAACAUCCACUCCAACCUGCCUUCUCCUUCUCUAGAGACUCCAUCUCCUGGGGGCAGAGACAGCCCAGAGCAGCGCUCCUUCAGGGACAGACAGAAGUACUUUGAGAUCGACAUGAAGCAGCAGACGCCCGACAGCAAGCCCAAAGGCCGCGUGUCCCUGGUGGGAGCAGAUGACCUGAAGAAGAUGAGGGAGGAGGAAGAGAGGAGAUUCGAGCAGCGGGCGCGGGAGUACCUGAUGGAUGACGAUGAUGAGGAGGACGACGACCUGGUGACGCAGAUGGGAGUGUUGAAGGCCACGGGCAAGGUGUUGCUGGACGGGGUGGAGUACAAGGUGGAGCCUGUGGCCAUGCCCCCCAGGCACUACAACACGCCCCCCAGCUACAGCGCCACGCCCCCCAGCUACAGCGCCACGCCUAGCUACUGUGGCAGCUCAGGGCCUUCGUCAGUUGAUGGUAAAGGAGACUCCCAGAGGAAUUCCUUAGAGGAGAGCUUCAGGUUGGAUCAGCAGCGGCCCAACUCCAUGACUGGUCUGAUCCCAGUGUACCCUGGAGAGUCGGGGGCUCCCAUCCGGACGGCCAAGGCAGAGCGGAGGCAACAGGAGCGGCUGAGGAUGCAGAGUCCAGAGCUGGUCCCGUCCGGAGACAAGGACCUGUCCCCCGCCGAGAAACGGGCUCUGGAGGCUGAGAAGAGAGCCAUGUGGAGGGCAGCAAGGAUGAAGUCUCUGGAGCAGGAUGCUCUGAAGGCUCAGAUGGUCAUCGCUAAGUCUCGGGAGGGAAAGAAGCGUGGCACGCUAGACCAGCUGGCCGAGUCACCCUCGCCCGCCCCCACGCCAUCCCCUACCCCUCUGGAAGAUUUCAGUCCCAGAGGAGUGACGUCACCAGGCAGACUGUCCCCUGACACGGUCGACGACUUUCAGUUCAUUGACGACGGCUCCAGUAACCCUGUGCCCGCUGAGGUCCCCACUGCCACCUCAACGCUGGAGGAGAUGGCCCUCUACAGAAACAAGCGCAAGCUGAGGCAGGGCCGCCGCAGCCUGGAGACCGCCGUGCCCACAUAACACCUCACACACCUACCGUAGGAGACUCGGGAGUGACACACACACCACACACACACACACACACACACACACACACACACACACACACACACACACACACAGGUGGCGCUGAAUCACUAUACACUACACACACUCACAAGUUUGGGAGAUGCGUCCCAUGUAACCACUGCAGAGACUAUGAUGCUGAUAAUCAACAAACACAUACCAUGUCAUGUCCUGCGUGCCAGUCUUGCCUUGACAGUCUGAGGAUGAGUUGGCAUCAACACAAGGCCCAAUGUUCCCGAUUACCAGGGAGGAGGAGGGCCUGUGAGGCUAGCAUUUCGUUUCAACGUUUUCCUUUUAAUUUGGGUUAUUUUUCUUCAGUUUGCGUUUUAGAAGCUGAAUUAUAUUAACAGGCGACUUAUGUUUUUAUUUUUGCGCCUCUGAUUUUUUUGCCGUUUUAAAAGAAAAAUGUGUUCUGGAAGAGCAAUGGAGAAAAAAAAUGAAAUGUGUAGCUGUAAUACUAACUUUUCAGAUGCUAUUUUGGAGGUUUUCAGUGAAUAGAUUGUGAAAUGUCAGGGUUUUUAGUGGGCUUUGGGGAGGGGGAGUGUAUAUAUUGUAGGAGGUGGGAACAUACUGCUACCUUCACUGCCACGUGUGCAAUGCAUUUUAAACACUACGUACAUAUCUCGAUUGCACUGCUUAGAAAACAUUUUCAUCUUUUUAAAUAAUUUAUUUUGCUUGCGUUUUAUUACUCUAAUCUGAAGCCUCCCCUCUAAUACAUUGUUGUUAAUCCCUGUACAACCAAACAAUGGCGCGGUGCAUAGCAUUUUAUUUAUCCUAAUGACAUCAAAGCAUAUGGUAUCAUAUUCAUAAUGAUCUUAUGAGGCAACCGCCUUUUUUUAAUCAUCCUCAACCCGCUUCUUUUUUUGGGGGGGCCAAUGAAUACAUUUGUUUUCACUUUGUAAACCAGGUUCUGACUGAUGAAACGUCCCUAAUGUAGCAUGGUACAUGUACGGGCUGUCACAUACUCUUGUAGGGAAACUGAUCUCAGUACAGUUUGUGAUAUCAGUGGACCAGUGUAAAGGAGCUGUCCUAGACCAGGUUUAUGAGUCUGUCAGAAUCCCAUUCUCGAGAAUGUAACGACACUGGAGAGACCAGCAGACAUGCAUAUAUUGACAGAAAUCUGAUGAGCCUCUAGUCCUAAUUCAAAAUGCCUGUCAAUUUGUGAACAUAAACUCAGUAUCAGCUUCAUCUCCAUUGACAUUAUAUACGGUACUUUCCCAGCCCUUUUUGGGAACAUAAUUUGUCAAUGUGAAUCUCACUCAUAUCUUUCAUAUCUGGAUAGUAUUCUAGAUUUGGCAGGUGAAGGUAGCAGGUGUUUGCUUAUUUUUGUAUCUGUCUUUGGUUAAUUUAAAUCUGACGCCACUGAAAAUCCUUUAUCAUUGUGUGAAUAAUGUACAAAAUACUAAAAGGAAAGCAAAACUUAAUGGUCGGAACUGAGCCAGUCUACGAAGCCACGACCAAGCAAGUGUCUGGACUGGGGAGCUCUCACUCUUGCUCUCUCGCCUUUGCUCUUUUUUUCUCUCGCUCUCUCUGCAUGUAUAUUGGCUUUACUGUGAGAACCUGUAGAGGCAGAAAACGUUUUGCUAAUCCCUCUCGAUCUCAUUCGACCAUCAUUCUCAAUCUCUUUCCUCUGCUUUACCUGCUGCUGUCAGUGGAUGUUAUCUGAUUGCAGCAUUGUUGGAGAAGCGCGUUUUAAUCAUAGCUUUCUGUGUUGCUCUCCCUGACUGAAAUUCAGUUAGGUUGAUAACAUUUGCAAAUGGCUGAUUUUCUUAGUAGGUUAAACUUUACAGACAAUGGGUCCUCCAUUUAAGGCAGAACUGUUUGGUUAUCUCUUCUUGAAUUCUCUUGGGGCUGUUGUUUUUCCAAAUGGGUCGGAGAAGGGCAGAAGUGCUGGGGUCAAGGGUUAGAGCUCAUCCAAGACUGUAACUAGUGAAUUUGUACAACCAAAGAAGUCUAUUUUGUCGUUCAGGAACAAUAAAAUUUACUUUUCAUUUAACAAGCUGA